This is a messenger RNA of Ceratina calcarata, 9892 nucleotides long. RefSeq names its product one cut domain family member 2. Bases 3530 to 6052 code for a protein of 840 amino acids. Lineage: Eukaryota; Metazoa; Arthropoda; Insecta; Hymenoptera; Apidae. The record is from RefSeq and is a predicted model, not a curated record. The transcript has 5 exons. Gene Ontology annotation, biological process: regulation of transcription by RNA polymerase II. Gene Ontology annotation, molecular function: DNA-binding transcription factor activity, RNA polymerase II-specific; RNA polymerase II cis-regulatory region sequence-specific DNA binding. Gene Ontology annotation, cellular component: nucleus.
AACUCCUCUUUCCGCUCGCUUCCUCCAAUUCCUCGCGAGCGGGCACCUCUCGCUUCCUCUCGUUCGUCGACGUGUUUCGGCGCGCGCCGCGAUUGUUCUAUACAACGUCGAACGGAAUCCGCGAGGAACCGCGAUUGAAAGUAUUCUGCAAACUCGAUUAGGUUUUGCGACGCCAACGAUUCGUUCAGAGCGACUCGUAUCGAUUCGAGAUGCAAAGAUAUCUCGCAGAAUCUUGAGAAGAAUCGUGGCGUCGACUGCGACGGCGGUGCUCGGUAGAGGAGCGGCACUCGAAAGAGGGUGGUAGACGCCGCUCCGGGAAAGGGUGACACGGGUUCGGAAGGAAGGAAGACAAGGGUACGCGCACGCGUGCGCGUGAAUGCGCACGAGCGGCGGUGGCGCGGCGUUAACCGGGGCCGGAAUCGCGAGUCGAAGAGGAUUCGCGCCGGAGCGGGUUGAUGUGCACGAUUUUCGUCGAAUCAUCGACUGACCGGUGGAUUUAAUCCUACCUUCGUACGAAUCGAAUCGGAACGAGAGUCCGACGACUCGUCGCCGAGAUCGAUGAGCUACCCCUUCUUCGCGGAGUAGCCCCGUUCGAUCCGCACCAUCGACGCGCUUCUCGUUCGAUUGGACAUUGGACGAAGGUCGGCUCUGUUCGAACGAUCGAUCGCCUCCACGGCUUCGAUAUAUCGGGGGUGAGAAACAGGGGCGGCACGCGUUCGGGAAGACCCCGGGAAGAGAGGACAUCUUGGAGACUGGCCCCCGGCAUUUCCCACUCCUCUCCUCGGAUACGGGGACGCGGAUGCGCGUUUCGAUCGUCGAAAUUGCGUCGAACUGGCCGAGACGCUCCGCAACAAUCCGCUUCGGCACACGUGGAGGAAUCGAUUUGCUGGCCGAACAGUGCAGCAAAGAUUCCCCGUUUCGAUUGCCUAUUGAUCUCGGGAUUCGGUUCGCGUCACGGGCCGGAGGCUGGCUUCACGGUACACGAAACACUGUUAUCUUGUGACCGAGGACAUCGCGUCGAGCGCUGUGAUUUUAAACGAUCGAACAUUGGACUUUACAAAGUUUCGUUGAACAUUCCGAGCUAGUGAAGAGGAACGCGAUUUCAAAACGUUGGAGAAUAUUGUGAAAACUCGUCAGAAUGGCAACGAGCUUGUUCAAGGGAAGAAUGUUUACCUGUUAUUUUGAAAAAUGCUGUCUACAAUUUUAAUGGAUCUGACGAUCGUUUUAAUGACUCGAUGAACAUUGUCAAUUGACAUUUUAAACAAUCGGAAGACAGCGUGAAGAUUACACGGGAUGACAAACAACGUUAUACCCGAGAUUUUGAAAAACUCGAUGAACAUUACGAUGAUACUAUCGGCGAGAGGAGAGAUUGGUAAAAAUUAGGAUAAGAAGGAAGAGGAGAAGGCAUCGUCGAGAAGGAUCUUAGUGGACACUCGAUAAUCGGAUCGAGUCGCGUAUUGCUAGGACGACGCGGCGAUAAACGUGUCGCGUCGACGAGGAAUAUAUGUAGGUGUUGCGGCGGGCAGUCGAUGUUUAUGCUCGAAGUAUCGGCGCAUCGAGCAACGUUGGUCACGAGGUAUCGGAAAAUCGAUAGAAAGCUGACUGACGCCAGUAGAGCCGCGGUGGAGGAGGCGGCGGUGGUGGUGGUGGCGGCGCGCACGUAGUGGUCCCUCGAAUAUGCCGACUUAGACUCACCGGGGGUGGCUCCAGUCGCUUCUCUCGACCGGAGAAUAGUACGUGCGGCUCAAGUUCAACUGUCUUCGAGCUCGAUCCAUUCUCGAGAGACAAUCGCCGAUGGAAACUCGAAAACGAACGCGACCAGUUUCACUCGCGUGACGGAAACAAAUGAGACGCGCUUAGGGAGAGAGAGAGAUAGAUAGAGGAGACGCCGGUUACGCGGUUGUGUUCAGCUGUUAGCCUCUGCGAGUGUCCCGCUCUCGUGAGUAAAGGGGUUAGCUUUUUCACGUGGUGUCACGCCUCGGAAGGAAGAGAUCGCGCAGGUACGAGUAGUGGUGGUCAUACGGUGGUGGUGGUUGAAACUGGCCGGUUCGCUGGUGGCGCGUCGAAGGAGACGGAAAGAGAGAGGUACAUACACGCGAGCGUGUAAGUGCGUGCACGAGAAUCGCACCUGGACCCGUACCGAACCGUAGCACGCGUCCGUUUGCGUAAACCGUAAAACGAACUCACGAAAGAACGCGCGUACGAGGGAAGGGAGGCGGAAAGAGAGAAAGCGCGCCCGAGAAGCACGCUGCUCUAAAAGCGUGUAGGGUGGACCAGGUGGUGAAACGGUGAUACCGGUGGUGGUAGUUGUUGAUGGUGGUGGUGGUGGCCGACGACAGUGGUGGUGGUGUCGCUACACAGGGAAAGAGAGAGAGAGAGGGAGAGAGAGAGAGAGAGAGGAUCCACGAGUUUCGAGUCAAGAGAGGAAAGGGGGCGGAGUGAACGUAACGGAAGGGUCCUUUGGACGGCUCGGGGUACCGAGAGGGUGCGACGGAGAGAGAGAUAGAGAGGAACGGAUAAGAGAGUAGAGAGAGAGACGUAUCUCCCCCCUUCUUCUCUCCGACCGUCGUUGUUCUCUCUUCUGCUCUCCGACGUGUGUGUAUAUCACGUGUGCGCGGUCUUUUUCUCGCUCGGGUCACUACACGUUUCUUGUCCCUAUCGCUCGGGCGACGAACACGAACACACGCGAUCACACACACACACACCGACUAAACUCGUCGACUACUCAACUCGUCGUCGUAUUCACUUGAGCGAGGUGCGUGCGUCCUCUCACUCGCUCCGCGUAUGUCAUGGGCGCACGGUGGUCGCCGCCGCUCUGCUACCGGAUCUCUAUGCCGAUCCGACAACGUGCCGGACGCGCGUCUGACUUGUCUGAAAGGUGCGAUCGGGAAACAGCGACAGCGACAGCAGUAGCAGCGUUUCGCGGGAAAUCGUUCACGCGCGGGAUCGGAAUACGCUUUGUCGUUCCUCGCCGGGUCGGAACAAGCCCGACGGUGCUCGCCUCGGGGUGGUUGCCGGCCACGAACGACUGGUGCUCCUCGUCGCCAGGCUCGUUACCGUACUGCUCGCGAUCCGCUACGUUCCGUUCUUCGACGCGACGCGUCAACGCGGCUCGCGACUGGUCUCAGUGACACAACCCUCGUAGACAGAGUACAGAGCCGGCAGAGAAGAGAGAAGGGAGAGAGGAAAGAGCGGUGGUGCGAUAAACCGAGAGAAUCGUGUUACGAUCGGUGCGCGCCGGGUGUACAUCGAUAGGAUAUUGUGCGUUCGUCGGACGGUUGUGAGGUGCGAUACGGUGGUUGAACGGAGUUUUAUUAACUUGACCGAUAACGGGGAUAUCGGGGCGAGCGCGACCACACGGUAUGUGAACGUGUUCGACGUUCGAGAAACGAAUCGUCUCGUUGGCGCGCGACGACAGUGAUCGUGGACGAGAUAUCUCGCGAACUAGGAUAACCGCGAUACGUGUGGCACGCGGCGUGCCCGAGCACGGGAGAGCGAGUGCGCGGCCACCCGAACUAGAUGUGCGUAAAUGGAAGGUAUAGGGGACAUAGCCGAUCAUCAAUCGCAUAGCGAGCAAUUAUUGGACUCGGUCGAUUCCCCGGCGGCGGUGUCUACGCAUGGCCGGGGAACCGGUGGGGGUGGCUCGAAUGGGAACUGUGCAGGUGGAGGGAACGGUGGUGGAGGAGGUAACGCCGUUGUUCGAGGGACGGUGCUCGGUGGGGGUAGACAUCAUCAUCACCACCACCACCAUCAUCACCACCAUCAGCAACAUCAUCAACAACAGCAGCAGCAACAGCAACAAGCGAGCCAUCAUCCGCAUCACCAUCAUCAUCAUCAUCAUCAACAGCAACACCUGCACCAGGAAGAAUCGUGCGCCGACGGAGAAGAAGGCGGCGGUGGUGGUAGACUCAUUAUCAGCAGCGGUGGUGGUGGCAACGGGAACGGUGGAGGUGGAAGCGCGGAGGGUAUGUCCUCGUCGGCGUCGCAAAGCCCGGACAUCGCGUGCGCGAGCUUGCCGCUGGAACUACUCGCGGCCGGCGCGCUCAGCGUCAAGGAGGAGCGAGAGCUCGCCGCCGCGGAAGAUCUCUCGUUGUCUCAGGAUCAUCCCGGCGGAGCAGGCAGCAACAGCAGUAGCAACAGUAACAGUAACAACGGUGUCGGCGUCGUCGUCGUCGGCGGUGGCGGUGGCGUUGGCGGCGGAAGUGGCGGCGUUAACAUCAUCGUCGGUGGCAGCGGGGGUGCCGUCGGUGGCGCCGGUGGUAGCAGCGGUGGCAGCAGCAGCGGUAGCAGCACGAGUAGCACUAGCAGCAGCAGCAGUGGCGGCUGCGGCGGAGGUGCCGUCGGUGGCGCCGGUGGUAGCAACGGAAACGGCGGUGGUAGCAGCGGUGGCGGCGGCGGAGGCGGCGGUGGUAGUGGAGGUGGUGGUAGUGCUGGUGGUGGUAGUGGUGGUAGUGGUGGUGGUGGUGGUAGUGCCGGUGGUGGUAGUAGACAGAACGCGAGGGAGUCCCUGUCGGUGAUCGUGCCGCCUCAGGACGUGGACGUGGACUCGCGGGACGCCGACUCGGAGCUGCUCAGUCCCGGGAAGCUAACGCCGACCUCGGGAAUAAGCGUCUCGGUCGCGAGCAUGAUCGACGCGACGGACUUCAGGGCGAUGCAGCCGGAGCCGACCUAUCAGACACUGACCUCGGUCGCGGAAAGGAUGUCGCCGCCCGGGUUCAGCCCGGGUUCCUCGUACGCUACCCUGACGCCGUUGCAACCGUUGCCGCCGAUCUCGACGAUGAGCGACAAGUUUGUGUACAGCACGCACGCGGCCGGCGGCGUCACGGGAAGUUUCGCGGUGAUGCAGAACAACGGCCUCGGGAACAUCGGCCUCGGCAUGGCGAGCUCGCCGUACGCGUACGACAAGUUGCCGCCGAUGAGCAUGUCGCCGCCGCACAAUUACCCGUCGCCGGGAGCCGGCCUACAGCCGAGCCCUUUAUCGCCGCAGAGCGCCUACAGCCAGAGCGGAUUGAACUCGCCGCACAAGUCCGCGAGUCCUCACUACGAUCCGGCCUUCCUGCCGAGGUUGCAACAGAGUCCGGCCGCGCUGAGCCCAUCCUCGCCUCCUGCUGUCUCGGCGACGGCCAGUUUCGCGCCCUCGCAUCAUUCCCCGCCCACGCACUCGGUACCGGCCGCCUCGCCGCCACCGAUCCAGACUCAAUUGCAACAGCAGCAGCAACAGCAGCAACAGCAACAACAGCAGCAGCAACAGCAACAGUCGAUGCCGCAGCAGACGAUAUCGCACACGCAGCACGUGCAGCACACGACGGUCGUCAUGAAGAGUGUUUCGUCCGCGGGCAACGGUGCCGGCGAGGUCGAGGAGAUCAACACGAAAGAGCUCGCACAGAGGAUCAGCGCCGAGCUGAAGAGGUACAGCAUACCGCAGGCGAUAUUCGCUCAGAGGGUGCUGUGCCGUAGCCAAGGCACCCUCAGCGAUCUCCUACGCAACCCGAAACCCUGGUCGAAGCUCAAGAGCGGUCGGGAGACCUUCCGACGGAUGUGGAAGUGGCUGCAGGAGCCAGAAUUUCAGAGAAUGUCGGCCUUGCGGCUAGCAGCCCUGAGCAACUGCUCUGAGAGCGGAGGCGAGCCGGAAGCCAUGCUGGAUAUCCACCACCCAGGAACCGGUCUCGAGUCUCAUCACCAACAGUUUCACAACUCAUAUGCUGCACAGAUUCCACAACGCGCAACAUGCAAGAGGAAAGACGAGAUGGCGAACCAGGCAGAACACCAACAGCCCGCCCCCAAGAAACCGCGCCUGGUUUUCACAGACCUUCAGCGCCGUACUCUACAGGCUAUUUUUAAAGAGACGAAGAGGCCGUCGAAAGAGAUGCAGGUGACAAUCGCCAGGCAGCUGGGCCUGGAGCCGACGACGGUCGGCAACUUCUUCAUGAACGCCCGACGCCGUUCGAUGGACAAGUGGAAGGACGAGGACCCGAAGGCCGUCGCCGUGGAGGAAGGCCAACUGUCGCCGACGAUAGGUAUCGGGCAACGGCAAGCGACCGACGUUUUGUGACACACGUCCGACCACGAGGAGUACCACGACGAGUCGCCCGAGGAAGAUCUGCCCUUCUCGUAAAGGGCCGGUAACUCGCGGAACGCGAUUUCGAUAAGCAACACGCGACGCGAUUGCUCGCGAUGCUACCGGUGCCGCUCGAGGCGUACGACUGACCUGGAACGUCAGUUAUUCGGACGAUUUUUUUUGCUAGGCGUCCUUAUCUCGUUUCGGUUUUGCGUAGCGAGGUCCGGAUCGAGCCGAGUCGCGUGACGUGAUUCCUCCGCGAGGAUUUGUUUACAGCCGUAAAACCACCAGCGCGAAUACGUUUACAGUGAUUUGUUUCAGUAUCAGAAAAGACGCAAUUUAAUGUUUUAUGUAAAGGACCUGUCUUUCUAAUUUUUGUAUCUAUUAUCUAAGGGAGUUUGUUUCGUUUCACGUAUGACGAGUUGUUGAUAUAUUAGAACGCAGUAGGAAAGCAUUUAUUCAGUUCCAUUAAUCUGUCAUCUCAUGAUGAAUUCAAACGUUGCUCGAAACAUUAGAAAUUCGAGUAAUUCGUGGUAAUUGACUAGCUUGAAGCUUUAACUUGUUUUUGAAAAGGCUCAGGUUCGAGGACUGUCGAGGUAAUUAUCUUAUAGCUAGCCCUCCUGGCCGCUGUGAUAUUUUUUUUAAAACGUGAACAGAAAACAGGUGGCAGGCUUGUUCGUGAAUAUUGCAGUCCAACCUCGCUACGUUGAACGCGGAACGACGCAUCAAGGGUCGAUGAAUUUUGCAAAGAGAUAAUUCUUGCACGAACAUUGCACGAUUGUUCUGAUCGAAUGAGAGCUGGAGAAGAUUCUCGGUAACGGGAUUCGCGUUCCAGGGGACGAGACUGACGAUGAGCAUCGCGGGCUCGCGUCUACGGAAAUCGCGUAUCGAUCGUCGAUCCUCGAUCCUUCACUCCCUUCCAUCGUUUUGUACACUUGAUCCACGCAUUCUCCGAGAACUUGGUGCCAUAAUCUGCCAUAUUAGGGUAAGCUGUAUCUCGAUUUAGAGUUAUCUUUCUAGUCCAGACGUGUAACGGGUGGUGGCCAUCCCCCGUUUUUUUAUCUAGUCAAAAUUACUGGAGAGCGAGCCUCGAGUCCUCCAGAAAAAAGAAACGCGUACUCGAAUUUACUUGAUCAGUGAUUUAUUUUGCUUGGGAAAACUAUCACGAAUUUCUUUCAUUCCAAAGAACAGCGUGCCAUGUAAACUAAUUCGAGUCAAUCGCGGAUAGAAUCACGAACGGUUUAUAAGAACGCCUGUAAUUAACUUUAAAGAACAUCGGGGAUCCUUCACAAGGAAGUACUAAGAUCGUUUCGUAUCCUCGAAUCGCGUUUAAACAAUUCACUGAGCGGAGAACCGUGGAAAAUCGAAGGGGUAGAAAAUGAAUAUCGACAAGGGAUCGACGAUCGGGUAAGGUGCACAAGGACUCGUCGUGUCCUCGUUGGUCGCUAAACGUACACAAACACAUUCCAAAAAUGAUCGACUUAACAAGAAGGGACGCUGGUUACCUAAAAGAACAGCUUCGUAUCUCAACGUACACACACACACCUUCGAAUGCCGAGCGUAUAAAAAGUAAUUUAACGCGAGAAAGAGGAGAACGAGGGAAUAAACAAAAAUGUGGCAUCGUGUCGAUGACGUGCACGUGCCAAGUGAUAUAGAAAUAUAUUAUUCUACGUACACAAGUUACUUACGUUAAAGAGAAGAGAAAAAUAAAUGAACGUCGUAAUAUCAGAGUGAACGCUGUUUUGUGCGAAUCGACGAAGAAGAGGCGAAGGUGCCGAAGGGACGACGAGGGGGCUGAUCGUCCGCGAAAAUCAGUGGCGGGGUGGCCUCCUUGUGUUCGAACACGUGUGAGAAAAAAAAAAAAAACGCGGAUCGAAUGUACGUGUGCGUGCGUGAAAAUUCGAGUGAACAAAUUAUUAUAGAGACACUAACAUUAACUAAAGAGAAGACGAGUGAACAGAGAGUGUGUGAGAGAGAAUCGCACUCGAUAUCGUACCGUAAUUGCGCUGUGCUAUUGUACAUAUUAGAAAGAGUGUAUGCGUGUGCGAGAGAAUGUUGGAGAGAGCGCUUCGCGAGAAUCGGGAAGGCGUGUGGAACAGAACGAAAGGAGAAUCUCUGAAGUGCGACAGAAGCUUCUUUUCGCGUUUCCUGAUUGCACGCGUGUGUCGUUAUCUCAUCGUUUAAUUACGUUUUAAAUUAAGAUUCCGUGAAAACGUACACGAACAUGUGAUUUUUGUGAGAUCCGAGUGGCGAGUGAUAUCAUUCCGUCCUCGAAACUUCAUCAGACUUUUGUACCCAAGGAAAAGGUUGUAUUAAAACAGAUGAUAGUUAAAUUUCUGAUGUUCUGCUUAUAAAGUAAAACGAAUAAAAUAUCGUAACGAUCUGAAGAAGUUAAUCGGACAUUGCUAGUUUUAAUGUCGGAGGAGGGAACGAGUCACUCGCGACCGAUCAUUCGUAGAAAACGACUCUGUACUAGUCUAUGCAACAUUCCUUUACCUUGUACCGUUCGAAACUCGAAUAAUAAAUUCGAGUUUCGAAUUCGCGUUGAAGAAUUCGGUUCCUAGCGGUCGACGUUCAAGUUUCUUUAUCUCCGUUUCCGUUACGUCAGCAUGCAAUGAAACGAGAAAAAAGCGACUGGAUAUGUAUGCGACCGAGAGAGUCAGAAUGCGAAUGCGGCCGAGAGCUAGAAAGGAGAAACUAAUCGUACCAAAAGAAAUAUGAAGGAGAGCGAGGGAGGAAACGGAAGCGUGCGUCGCGGCCGUCGAUUAUAAGAUCAUAUAUAGUACAAAGUAAACAUAUAUUAUUGUAAUAACGGUUUAAUUAACUAUAAGGGGAGAGCGUUGCCGUUUGCACGGACAAACCGUGAACGAACUCACCGGGUUUCUCGAUCAAGUGCUAUUGUUUUUUUCGGUGGCGUGCGCGGUACAGUUUGUGGGGAACGUAGAAGUUGAUCGUCACCAUUCCAAGGAUCGAUGCAGAUUUAUGGGAACAGCGUCGAGUUUUCAUGCAAGUGUGGCUGAAUUUGGACUUUGGGAACGAUCCGAAGGUCUGAGGAAGCGAAAGAAGUGCUCGAAGAGAGAAUCGGUGCGGCGAUACAAAGAUUAAAGAUACCCAAGAAAUAAUAGUCAUGCAAAUAUCUUUGAAAAUAUAAACAAAAACUUGAAAUUCAGAUAAAAAAUUUUGAUACUUAGCUACUGAACUAUGUGUUGGAAAGUAUUUAAUAAAACAGUAAUGAAUAGGAAAUCAGAAAUAUUGAGAAUUGAAUCGAGUUUUUGAAGAGAUAAAUUGGAAAGAGUAUGCCAACGUUUACUUUAAUAGAUUAGAAAAUAAUCGCCGCAUCGUUAAAUGAAAGAUUCAAAAAUGAAGAUAACGCAGAGGCGAGAUGACGAUUGCGAGAUAACCACGACUUGGGAUAGAAUCUGGGGCGAAAGGAAAAUAUCGAAGUGUACGUUCGAAGAGGAGAAAUAGGAGAGGACUGUUUGUACGAUAAAACCUGUAAAUACGCGUUUAAUUGUGGUUAUCAAUUGCAAUUACCAACGGUUGUUAUUAUACGAAGUAACGAUUACUAUUACAUCACGCGGAACAUGAACGCUUUUGUUGCUCCUGUUAUUACUAUCAUUAUCAGUACCAUGCCAUUGUCACGUUAUUAUUGCGUAUUAUUUAUAUUACUAGCAUUCCUAUUAGUGUAACUGCGGUUUUUAUUAUUGUAACGAAACAAAGAGAUAAUUGAUUAUAUUAAUAUAAACGCGUUCUUUGUUGAAUCAGGCAGUUGAGAAGAAUAUGGGUUUCCGACUAAGUUAGAGCAAUCAUUCGAUGAAGACGCGUGCCGUUAAA